Messenger RNA from Arabidopsis lyrata subsp. lyrata, 2133 nucleotides. RefSeq lists its product as uncharacterized. NCBI's taxonomy places the organism in Eukaryota, Viridiplantae, Streptophyta, Magnoliopsida, Brassicales, Brassicaceae. The transcript has 2 exons. The coding region runs from base 674 to 2014 and encodes 446 amino acids. The record is from RefSeq and is a predicted model, not a curated record.
UAGAAAGGUCGACAAUCCUAAUGUCAAAAUCGGAUGCUAAUCUUGUUACACCAAGUGUGGAAAAUUCCAAUUCUUGUAUGAUACACUUGCUCUUGUCAAAGAAUGUAGAUUCAGGUCACAUUAUGGAGCAUAAAGAUAAUGAAGUUGAAAGAAGUAAGAGCGUUGAGAAGCAACCAUCGAAAACGCUAGUUGCGUCGACUUACGCCAUAAAGGGAGAGAAACCGCAGCAAAAAAGAGCUUAACUUCGGAUCCAACGGAGGAACUAACAAGGCAUGUUAACAUACCACCAUAUCCAGAGCCUAUGUUGUGUCUACCAGCUACUAAGGAAAGAGAGGAUGUCACCAACAACUUUUUACCUCAAGAAGAACCCCCAGAUCAAACUUCAAGUUCUUUUGCUUUGCUAAACACGGGACAUAAGUUCACCAUCGAACUUGACCAAGUAAGUAGUUCACUUGUUCAAUUUGUUUCUAAUAGUUUGAGUGAUGUGAUAAUGAACUUAAUAAGCACUGAAGAAUGUGAGCAAAACGUAGGUUCUUUAAAUGAUCUUAUGGAACGAAUUUCUUGUCGUAAAGAAGAUCGAGUAGUUGAUACACUUUGUGAUAUACUUUGUGAUACAGUUUAUGGAUGAGAGAUUGUUCAAACUAAACUUGUUUUACCUGCUUAUAUUGUUGCCAUGACUGCCAUAACACACUUGUUUCUUGCCCAAAGUGUUGAUGAACUUGCAGGUACCAUCAAAGAACACACGAAACAUAAAGACGAUUCACCGGAAAAGAAGAAACUCGUGGACCAAAGUCAAAACUUGAGUGGACCAGCACCAUUAAUGAUCACACCACCUGUCAUGGAGACUAGGAGAGUUCCAAACUCUUGCCUAAUUAAAGAGGAACCACCAGAUUUUAAAGCUCAAGUCAAAACCCGAGAAGGAGCUACACAAGGAACACCACAAACCAUUACACCAGACCCAAAAGGAGGAGUGAUCCUUUCCUUCUGUCCCAAAGAACAGCCAUCUGAUGCACCAUGCAUCACCAAAUCACCACCACAUCAAGGUAAGACUCUAGCCUCCCGAAAACGAAUAAAAGCUAACUUGCUUUCUCUUGGUGUAGAUUCUAUAGUUUCGAGGACGAAAAUUUUUCAAGGGAGAGGGUAUGAUGCGGACAUCCAAACCACACAAUACCAGGAUGAUGGGAGAAUCAAACCAGCAGCUGAACCAAAGCUCAUUCAAACCGGAUGCACAACUCCAAUCAGACCCGACAAGGACAUAUGCUCAGUAUUUGAAGCAUAUCAGCUCAAACACGACGAUUCAAGGCAUGAAACCACUGGGAGAUUGUUCACAGCUCAGCUACAAAACAUCACGAAGAAGAAUCAUCCAAAAAUCUAUUACCAUCAAGAAGUUAUGGAAGUUACAAGUCAGCAGACCUCCAACCGACGCGACGGAGACAUGCGUCCAUUCAUUGAAUCACCCCGGGCGAACCAGGAGGAACCGAGUUUUAAAACAACUUGUUUUGGAAACUUAACCCAUCAGAGGAGCUUGUCGAAUUGGAAUCAAGUCGAUACCAAUUUUGGUUUGAGAGAUAUUAAGUUUCUAAACCGGAGGACCCUGGACUUGCCUUAUUUGGAGUUUUCCAACUUUGGAUCUUUACAAACGUAUGUGUGGCAACCAGGGGAGCUUCUACAUCAUCUAGAAGACCUUAAGAGAAUAUUUAUGUGCAGAAAGGACCAUUGGAUCAGGUGGAUCCAAUCUUACCCAACCAUACAUCAAGACUUACUAAAUAUAGACCCGAGAGCAUUCAAUGCCCAUCCCCAACGGCUAUGUUCUGAUUUGAGGCAUCGAAUGAGUGUUUCCAUAAGGCUUCUCAAUCAUGGUUACACCCAGAAGCUUUCUAGAUACAAAGGAGGCGAGCACACCUUCCAUUUAUGGCCUAAAUCCGCCAUAAAAGCUCCAAUGGCCACAAGAUCAAGGCACCAUCAACACUUGAUCAUCUAUCAUUUAAUUUUGUGUAUUUUAUUUCUUAUUUAAGCUUUAAGACCGUUUUCUACUGUCCUAGAGUCGAGCCUAUAUAAGCUCAAGUCAUUUCAUUGUAAUACUCACCCUUAAUCAUCGAUUUUAAUAAACGUUAAGUUUUCUUUCAAAGACAA